This is a messenger RNA of Elgaria multicarinata webbii, 3043 nucleotides long. RefSeq names its product early growth response 1 (gene EGR1). The record is from RefSeq and is a predicted model, not a curated record. Gene Ontology annotation, molecular function: RNA polymerase II cis-regulatory region sequence-specific DNA binding; DNA-binding transcription factor activity, RNA polymerase II-specific. Lineage: Eukaryota; Metazoa; Chordata; Lepidosauria; Squamata; Anguidae. The coding region runs from base 186 to 1850 and encodes 554 amino acids. The transcript has 2 exons. Gene Ontology annotation, biological process: regulation of transcription by RNA polymerase II.
AGCGCAGCCGAGCCGAGCGCCUCCAGCGGGCAGAGCCAGGGGGAACCCCAGGCCGGCCGCGGAGCCAGCGCCCACCCCGUCGGCCGCCCACGCCUCUCGCCCCUCAGUGGCGGCAGCAGCAGCCCAGCCGCCGUCGACGUGUAGUAGCCCCGGCAAGCAAAGCCCGCUUCCCCCGGCGCGCCCCCAUGGCCGCGGCCAAGGCCGAGAUGCAGCUGCUGCCCUCGCUGCAGAUGGCCGAUCCCUUCGGCUCCUUCCCGCACUCGCCCCCCACCAUGGACACCAACUACCCCAAGCUGGAGGAGAUCAUGCUGCUGGCCGGAGGGGGACCGCAGUUCCUCAGCUCCGCCGGCGGCACAGAGAGCGGCGGCGGCGGCUUCAACCCCUCCGGUGAAGGCGGAGAACAGUCCUUCGAGCACCUCGCCGCAGACACUUUCCCCGAGAUCUCUCUGAACGGCGAGAAGUCCCUGGUGGAGACGAGCUACCCGAGCCAGACCACCCGCCUGCCGCCCAUCACCUACACCGGCCGCUUCUCCCUGGAGCCGGCGUCGAGCGGAGGCGGCAGCAACCCGCUGUGGCCGGAGCCCCUGUUCAGCCUGGUGAGCGGCCUGGUGGGCAUGGCCACGUCCAGCGCGCCGUCGACCCAGGCGUCGUCCGCUUCGCCGCCCAUCUCGUCGUCCGCCUCGGCCAGCCCGGCCCUGAGCUGCUCGGUGCAGGCCAGCGACACCGGCCCCAUCUACUCGGCGGCGCCCACCUUCCCGAGCCCCGGCGCCGGCGAGAUCUUCCCGGAGCCGUCGGGCCAGGCCUUCCCCAGCCCGUCGGGGGGCGCGCUGCAGUUCCCUCCGCCCGCUUACCCGGCGGCCAAGGGCGGCUUCCAGCUACCAAUCAUCCCGGACUACUUGUUCCCGCAGCAGCCGCCGCAGCAGGGCGAGCACGGCCUGGGCUCCGCGGACCAGAAGCCUUUCUCGAGCCCGCAGCCGUCCCUCACGCCGCUCUCCACUAUCAAAGCCUUCGCCACGCAGAGCAGCGGCGGCGGCGGCGGCGGCCAGCAGGAGCCCAAGAGCCUCCCGGGCGGCGGUGGCACGUACCCGUCGCAGCUGGUCAAACCGAGCCGCAUGAGGAAAUACCCCAACCGGCCCAGCAAGACGCCGCCGCACGAGCGGCCCUACGCCUGCCCCGUCGAGUCGUGCGACCGGCGCUUCUCGCGCUCCGACGAGCUCACGCGCCACAUCCGCAUCCACACGGGCCAGAAGCCCUUCCAGUGCCGCAUCUGCAUGCGCAACUUCAGCCGGAGCGACCAUCUCACCACGCACAUCCGCACGCACACCGGCGAGAAGCCCUUCGCCUGCGACAUCUGUGGCCGCAAGUUCGCCCGCAGCGACGAGAGGAAGCGCCACACCAAGAUCCACCUCCGGCAGAAGGACAAGAAGGCUGACAAGGGCCCGGCCACGGCCCCACCACCACCCCCGCCGCCUGCCGCCGCCUCCCCGCUGGCCCCCUACUCCGCCUCCCCGGGGACGGCCUCCUACCCCUCUCCCGCCGCCACGUCGUUCCCCUCGCCCGUGCCUGCUUCCUACUCCUCGCCCGUGAGCUCGUACUCUUCUCCCGUGACGUCGUACUCUUCCCCCGUGACGUCGUACUCUUCCCCCGUGACGUCACCCUUCCCCUCCUUCCCAUCGCCCUCGGUGGCCACCAGCUACGCUUCCAUCGCCUCGUCCUCCUUCCAGAGCCAGGCGUCGGUCACCCCUUUCCCCUCCCCCGGGGGCAUGUCCAGCCCCUUCAGCUCCCAAGUGACUUCCGCACUUUCCGACCUGGCCUCCACUUUCUCGCCACGGACCAUUGAGAUCUGUUGAGAGGAGGAAGCUGGGACCAAUUAGCAACCACACAAAAGAAAGAAAAGAAGAAAGAAAGAAAAGUCACGCACUCCAGGGGCGGGGUGGGGGCAGGAUGAUGAAUCUUCCCAGGGCCUCGGUGUGGGCCUGGGGGGAGAGCUGACCCCUGGCCAGGCCAGCCCCAACUUUUCGGGAUCCCUGGACUUUUCUUUCAACUUCAACUGCCUGAAAGAUAACACCACAAACUCCAGGGCAUCGCAGUCCCUCCACUUCUGUGCAAGAGCUUAAUCUGCAUGGACGAUAUAGAUAUCUUACUUCAUGAUCAUUUUCGCCCCCCUCUUUCCACAAAGCCGCGAUUCAUUAGGAAGCAAGAGACUUUGGACUCCAUGCAUAGACAAUAUAAUAUUGUAUAUGUGCCAUGGCUUUGCUUUCCUUCUGGGUUCUUCUUGACGUGAAAAAUCUCUUUGCAUAUUCAUAUCGCAUUAUUUGGAGUACAAAGGGCCAUCUUCUUCCCUCUCUAUUUUUUUUUUAUUUUAUUUUUUGUAAAUGGUAAUUUUUGCUCUUUUAGUGAUGGCGAAGCUGUAAUGGGUUUUACAACUUGUUUUGGGGGAGGGGAGGGGGGAAAGCAGCACUUAACUAUGUAUUUGAGCAUGUCAAAAGAGUGUGUGAUGUUCUUUGUAAAUAUCACCUUGAAGAUGAAACACUCUCACGUGGCAAAAAAAAAAAAAAAGUUUUUGUUUGGUUUUUGGUUUUUAAGUCCCAAGUCUUGGUGCCUUGUUGUGAAGCUCUGCUGACGUCAUGCAUUCGUGUGAUUGGAUGCUUUGCAUCUAGCCUUAAAGGUGAAAGGGAAAGUGGGAAAGGGGACCGAGGCUCAUAAACAAAGAGGGGAAGGAGCCGGAAUGUAAGCAAAAAAACAAACAAAACGAACACCCCGAACUUCUCAAAAGUCUAUUUUUGUUACAGAAGUGUAAAAAUUUAUAAAUAAAUUCAGCAGUUGGAAUGUUGUAGUUACCUACUGAGUAGGCAGCAAUUUUUUGUAUGUUAUGAACAUGCUGUUCAUUAUUUUUGUGGUUUUAUUUUUGACUUUGUACUUGUGUUUGUUUAAACAAAAGUGACUGUUUGGCUUAUAAACACAUUGAAUGCGCUUUACUGCCAAUGGGAUAUUUGGUGUACAAUAUACCCUCUGGAUAAGUCAAUAAAGAAAAAAAAAAUCU